Molecule: messenger RNA, 882 nt
Organism: Hydatigera taeniaeformis
Lineage: Eukaryota; Metazoa; Platyhelminthes; Cestoda; Cyclophyllidea; Taeniidae
Source: the annotation of a GenBank genome assembly
AUGCGGGUUAGGAGGGCGCGCCAGUUUAUGAAAGUUCUGUCGGUCUAUGAGAGAUGCUUUGGUCUUGCCACGAAAAGCCUUGAAAUAUUCAUGGAUCACACUUUUGUUCGACAGGCUCUAAUGAACCAUGUAAAUAUAUCUGAGAGCAUCGCCAAUAUGGUCGGGCGGAAUUUUCGACCUGUAACAUCCUCCUGUGUUAUAGCUGAAUGUCAAGCCAUCGGCGCGUUAUUUUCUGGCGCCUUAGAAGUUCUCAAGGGUUACAUCCCACUUACGUGUCGGCAUGAAUACAACUCCGCUCUUGGUGCUGCUUGGUGUAUUCGGAAGAGAAUACGUACCGCUCGAAGACGUAGUAAAAUAUUCAGAAGGAUAAAAGAGGGUGAAAAAUGCUUUCUUUUCGCGUUAGCUUCGAAUGAUGUAGAACUGCAGGCUCUUGCACGCACUGUUCCUGGGAUGCCUGUAUUGUUUAUUGCUCAGCGUUGUCUUAAUAUUGAGCCAAUACCUAAAACCACACAGGAUAUAAUUGACAAUCUGACGCUGCAAAGUCUCGCUGUUAAUGCGUGUGAGUCGGCAAGGCUGAAACAGAUCGAGGAAAAAUUUGGUCUGCAAAAGGAAGACUGUAUGAAAAAUAAAAAAAAGAAGCAUGGUCCUUCCGGUCCAAAUCCAUUGUCGUGCCGGAAAAAGCAUUUGUCAAUCACAAUGACAGAUCCCAAUUCCAUCUCCAAGAGGAAACCUAGGCAACGGAAAAACCAUCAUCGCGCUCUACGGAAGACCUGGGCUAUGCGCCAAGUUCUGAAGUUUUAUGGCAUCUCUUCUGUACAUGCGCAACCCACUCCCUCCUCUUUGCCUGCCCCAUUACUUAGCACCGCGACUUGCAAUUCGUAA